Physella acuta is the source of this 1446-nucleotide messenger RNA. Its product is annotated as putative PE-PGRS family protein PE_PGRS54. Lineage: Eukaryota; Metazoa; Mollusca; Gastropoda; Physidae. The record is from RefSeq and is a predicted model, not a curated record.
AUGUCGGUACUUCUAAACCAAUUGAACCAGAAACUUCAAGAGGAUGGGAGGACUGGUGGGGUGGUGGAGGAUGGGAGGACUGGUGGGGUGGUGGAGGAUCGGAGGACUGGUGGGGUGGUGGAGGAUGGGAGGACUGGUGGAGUGGUGGAGGAUGGGAGGACUGGUGGAGUGGUGGAGGAUGGGAGGACUGGUGGAGUGGUGGAGGAUGGGAGGACUGGUGGAGUGGUGGAGGAUGGGAGGACUGGUGGAGUGGUGGAGGAUGGGAGGACUGGUGGAGUGGUGGAGGAUGGAGUAAAUGGUGGAGUGGUGGAGGAUGGAGUAAAUGGUGGAGUGGUGGAGGAUGGAGUAAAUGGUGGAGUGGUGGAGGAUGGGAGGACUGGUGGAGUGGUGGAGGAUGGAGUAAAUGGUGGAGUGGUGGAGGAUGGAGUAAAUGGUGGAGUGGUAGAGGAUGAGAGGACUGGUGGAGUGGUGGAGGAUGGAGUAAAUGGUGGAGUGGUGGUGGAUGAGAGGACUGGUGGAGUGGUGGAGGAUGAGAGGACUGGUGGAGUGGUGGAGGAGGGAAGGACUGGUGGUGGAGUGGUGGAGGAUGGAGUAAAUGGUGGAGUGGUGGAGGAUGAGAGGACUGGUGGAGUGGUGGAGGAGGAGGGAGUAAAUGGUGAAGUGGUGGAAGAGGGAUGGACUGGUUGUGGAGUGGUGGAGGAGGGAAGGACUGGUGGUGGAGUGGUGGAGGAGGGCGCAACUGGAGGAGUGGUGGAGGAUGGGAGGACUGGUGGAGUGGUGGAGGAUGGGAGGACUGGUGGAGUGGUGGAGGAUGGGAGGACUGGUGGAGUGGUGGAGGAUGGGAGGACUGGUGGAGUGGUGGAGGAUGGAGUAAAUGGUGGAGUGGUGGAGGAUGGAGUAAAUGGUGGAGUGGUGGAGGAUGGAGUAAAUGGUGGAGUGGUGGAGGAUGGGAGGACUGGUGGAGUGGUGGAGGAUGGAGUAAAUGGUGGAGUGGUGGAGGAUGGAGUAAAUGGUGGAGUGGUAGAGGAUGAGAGGACUGGUGGAGUGGUGGAGGAUGGAGUAAAUGGUGGAGUGGUGGAUGAGAGGACUGGUGGAGUGGUGGAGGAUGAGAGGACUGGUGGAGUGGUGGAGGAGGGAAGGACUGGUGGUGGAGUGGUGGAGGAUGGAGUAAAUGGUGGAGUGGUGGAGGAUGAGAGGACUGGUGGAGUGGUGGAGGAGGAGGGAGUAAAUGGUGAAGUGGUGGAAGAGGGAUGGACUGGUUGUGGAGUGGUGGAGGAGGGAAGGACUGGUGGUGGAGUGGUGGAGGAGGGCGCAACUGGAGGAGUGGUGGAGGAUGGGAUGACUGGUGGAGUGGUGGAGGGAGUAAAUGGUGGAGUGGUGGAGGAGGGAGUAAAUUGUGGAGUGGAGGAGGGAAUAACUGGUGGUGGAGUGGUGGCGGACUGGUAA